This is a messenger RNA of Plenodomus lingam JN3, 891 nucleotides long. RefSeq lists its product as uncharacterized. NCBI's taxonomy places the organism in Eukaryota, Fungi, Ascomycota, Dothideomycetes, Pleosporales, Leptosphaeriaceae. The record is from RefSeq and is a predicted model, not a curated record.
AUGCCCUACGCCGACGCAAGCACACAGACAAUAUGGGCGGGCUUGACCAAGGGUGACUUGGUUCGUCCCGAGUUCCUCCUCACCCUCCCAGACACCACCACCCCGCCCGACGACAUGUUGACCCAAAAAUCACAGUCUGUCGUUGCCGUCCCCCGCUCAUUGCGCCUGCAACCCAGACUUCCCUCGCUAUGGGAGCGCCGGGGGAACCAUCCAGUGCUCGCGCGCGGCAUCCCCAUGCCUCGCCCCUCGAUAGCUUCCCGGCUCGGUGAAGAACUCACUGCCUCGCCGCCCCCGACCCACGCUGUCCUUUCCCCGCUCCCCGCUGCAAACAAGCUGUAUGCUGGUCACACGCCUCUGAUACCCGGCUCGCCGUCCCCCGAGGACGAGGACGAGGACGUCAAACCUCCCGUCGCCAGCGAAUUGGUCGUCGAAGCCAACGACGACGCUGACAUCAACGACCAGUCCACAACCCCGCAGCAGGACCCCUCGCUUGCCGGAGCCCUCUCCUUACCCACGCUUCCCACAAACCCCCUCGACGGCACAGAGGAGUUCAUAGUACUCAACGACCUCGACCGCGCCCUCGAGGAAGUCGCACGAGACCAAGAGCGCUUCGCCAGACUCAAGGACGCACCCGAUCACGCACCCUCAUCCUCGUCAGCAUCAGCAUCACCACCGGCCUCGGCCUCAGCCUCAGCCUCAGCAGCAGAAACCUCCCCAGAACAAACAGAAUCCACAUCGAGCUCCGAACGCGUCACAGACGACGGCCUCUCCCUAAGCCGCAAGGGAUCCGCAGACUCGCGCACCUCAAACGUCUCCUACGUUAAUGGCGUACCGCUCAAGAGCCCUCCACUGAAUUUUGGAGUCCCCAUGGGCCAGUUGCAAAGAGACUAA